Molecule: messenger RNA, 2157 nt
Organism: Zophobas morio
Lineage: Eukaryota; Metazoa; Arthropoda; Insecta; Coleoptera; Tenebrionidae
Product: nicastrin
Exons: 6
Coding region: 58-2094 (678 amino acids)
Biological process (GO): Notch receptor processing; protein processing
Cellular component (GO): plasma membrane
Source: RefSeq, a predicted model, not a curated record
GGGUUGGCACCAGUGAACGCGAUAAUGAAGUGACAGAUAAACAUAACUCAAUGAAUCAUGGAUUUUACUCUAAAACCAGUAUUUUUGUUAACGAUUGUGUUACUAUACGUAGCUAUAAACGUAAAUGCAAUCCGAACGAAAGACAAAAUGUAUGAAAACAUUGACGCCUCGAAGGCUUGUUUUCGCCGCCUGAAUGCCACUCAUCAAAUCGGGUGCACAUCUAAAAGGGGUGGUUCCACGGGCGUCAUCCACUACUGUAGAAGCCAGUCAGACCUUGACUUCAUCCUCAAGAAUGGCACUGCGCCCCCUUACGUUCCCGUGAUCCCCACGAACCUCUUCACAAUGAGCAACGUCAACCGCUUGAAACAGUCGUCAAAAAUAUCCGGAGUCCUACUCUACGCGGGUGACGAAAACCCCGAUUAUUUCACCCACGAGCAGCAAUGCCCCAACCCAGAAUCAAGUCUCAAGGGUACUUGCAAAGCCAGCAGCGUGUGGAACCCGCACGGGACAGGUUUACUCUACCAAGACAUUCCAUUCCCGGUGUUUUUCGUCGAAAACGAGGAAACCAUCAAGUUUGCCAAGGAGUGUUUCGACAAAUACAACAACCACUCGUUUAGUACGCAAAGAGACAGGAGUUUGUGUUCGCUGCAGUUGACUUCGUUCAUGUAUGCGGCCACGAACAGUUCGACGUGUAUUCGACGGUCGAAUAUGAUCACGAACUUGAACCCUGUGAAAUUUUGUGACCCGUUGGGCGACAAUAAUGCGUGGGCGUCGCUGUUUCCGCUGGUGAGGGGACCCAACUUGACGGAGCCCAUUAGGGAUGUUGGUUACAUUGUGGUGGCGGCACGGAUGGAUGCGACUUCCAUGUUUGAUAAGACCGAGGGGGCGAUUUCUCCGGUUACGGGUUUAGUGGCGUUGUUAGCCACUGCGAAGUAUUUGAAGACAAUUCUGCCAACUGAUGAGAAUUUCACGAAAAAUGUGUUGUUUGUGGUUUUUAAUGGAGAAACGUACGAUUAUAUCGGGUCGCAGAGGUUCGUGUAUGAGUUGCUAAAGGGGAAUUUUCCUACCAAGUCCAAGGAGUUCCUACCAGAAAUUAGAAUGGACGACAUUGACUUAUUCAUAGAGUUGAGUCAACUCAACAAAACUGAGACUGUCGUCGCUCACUACUUGAGUGGAACUAAACUUAAAGAUUUUCUUUUGAAGUUGCGUACGAAUAAAGGGGAUUUGAGUUUUGACGAAGCUGAAGACAGUUUGCCGCCGGCGUCGGUACACACGUUUUUGAAAAACCGAACUAACCUUCCUAGUUUAGUGCUAGCAGAUCAUAGGGGUCCGUUUUUGAACCCGUUUUAUAAUUCCGUGUACGAUAAUGCCAGUAAUUUGCAUUACAAGUACCUGAAUUUGACCAAAGAUGAUAUUUCUCAAAGUGACAAUAUUCAAACACAUGUACAGAAAGUGGCUACGAUGCUUGCUAAAAGCUUGUAUUUGGAAAUUACUGCUAAGAGUUACCAAGGUCCUGAAGACGUAGCCGAUUUACAAUUUAUCGAUGAGUUGUUUCAUUGUUAUUUGGAGAACGCAAACUGUCGAGUUCAUCAAGCAAUACAAAAAUUGGAGUUGAAUACGCAACCAAUAUCGUUGUACAUUGGUGUCGAAGUGGCCCCCAAUUUCAUCACUACUUUGAUUGGUUUGACUUUGGGGUGGGUAACUGGGGACGUUACAGGACCAGGUAAUAGAAACUGUACCAAUGAACCAAAGAAUUACGCCCUACGUUACUACAACAUGUCCCGCAGUUUGGACGACCUUAAUACGACCAUGUGCUAUCGUAUCACGAUGAAUUUCACAGAGGCCGUGAGUCCAGCGUUCAUAAUUGACGGUUAUGACUGGUCCUCUGGCCAGUACAGUACUUGGACUGAAUCCAUCUGGGGCGACAUUAAACUGAGGGUCUUCCUCAAACCGUCCGCCGCCCACGAAAAUAUGACCAUAGCCGUAGGAUCAAUGGUUUUUAUUCUAGCCCUCCUACUCGUUUAUUUCGUUAAAUCCCGAGCCCACAUUCUCUUCGCCCCACAAUUACCCACACUAGCGCCGACUAGUUGUUAAUGUGAUAAUUAUUUUAUUUAUUAUUUUUUUUUAAUAAAAUAAAUUCUUAAAAAUUGUUUAAAA